AUGGACCAGUACACCGUCAAGUACGUUAAAUUCCAAAAGGUUAUUACUCAUCGCCUGUGCAAUUCAAUGUUUGUACCAGAAAGUUCUUCAGAGGUAUUUGUAAAAAACCUACCGACGGUGGUUCGCGAGGAGGACUUGUUGAAAUUCUUCCAAACCGUCGGGGACGUGUAUAAAAUUCGAAUUAUGAUGGACAACAACCUGCUGUAUACAAGGGGCUUCUGUUACGUUACCUACGUGGACCCGUCUAUGGCCAAAAGGGCCGUGAGAGAGCUGAACAAUGUUCAAUACGAACUGAACCAUUAUUUGCUCAUAGAAAGUUCGUUGAACAAUUGCAGGAUUUUCAUGGGCGGAAUUCCCACGAACAAAACCAAGGACGCUGUGUGGCAGGAGCUGAUCAAUCAUGGCGUACCGAAUAUCAUAGACGUUAUUAUGUACAGGAGUUACACGGAACGCGCGCAAAAUAGAGGGUUUGUUUUCGUGGAAUUUCAAACCCACGAACAGGCGGCUUAUUUCCGAGCCAAAUACUCAAACGUCCUGAAAUUGUGGAACCGAUCGGUUAUAAUCGAUUGGUCUGUUCCCAUGUCGGAAGUGGACGAGACCGUUCUAAACGAAGUAAAAAUUGUUUACAUGAAGAACCUCGACGUUUCCAUCACACCGGAGCAAUUCAGAAAUAUGAUUCACACGUUCGUUCAUGAAGAUCAUGUCGAAAAGAUCUAUAAAUUUAAAAACUACGCUUUCGUACAUCUGAGGAGCAGACAUCUGGCCGAAAAUUUAAUGAAAAGACUACAAGAUUAUUACAAAGGAACUUCCAUCGAAAUCGAGUGGGCCAAACCUCGUUCACAAUACACAACUCCUGAGUACAGACAACUCAAAGUGAAAAGCUUGUCCCAAAGCCGCUCCAGGAACAGUUCCUCCUCGUCCACAAUAUCCCUACCAGAUGAACUAUGGAGAACGCCGAGUCCUCGAGUAUACACCCCGUCGCCGUCGCCCGAAUCCUCGUGCUUCACUUUUACGCGUCCGCAAGAAGCUCCUGAGAGGCCAAAUUUCAAUAUCCCUAAAGCCACUCCUAGGGAGUUCUACAACCCUCAACCUUCUGAAAGGGUAGCAGGACCAUGCACGUCACCACAGAACGUGCAGUCAGCAGGACCAUGGAAGAACCCGCCAGCACCCCACCAGUACUUCCUAGAACAUUCCUACUCCUACUCCGCAACAUUUGCAGUAGGAAAAGAACGACAAACCAUCCUAAUUCCGACCUUGAAACCACCGCUUUCGAUUCCCCUCUCUCGCACGCUUCAAAAAUAUUUCAUAACUUAUUUCGCAACCGAUCACCGCGGCGCCGUUAGAAAAUAUCAUAUCAGAAACGAGAAUUCCAUCGGCGAUAUAGGCAACAUGGCCGAUCCGAGCACCCUCUUCGACCUGACCCUGCACAAGAUGGUGUGCAACAAGGGCGACUUCUCCGCCCUCUACGACAUCACCCACGUCAACGGGCAGCUGAUAGCCACCUUCAAGCGGGCCAGCCACGGCAGGCGCGGCACCGAGGUGUUCGUCAAGAACCUCGAGCCCGACGUGCUGCUGCAGGAGAUCUUCGAGUUCGUCCUGCCGCUGGGCGAGGUCUACCAGAUCCGGCUGCUGCUCGAGUUCAGCGGCUACUGCCGGGGGUACUGCUACGUGAAUUUCUUCGAGGUGGAGUCGGCGAGGAAGGCGAUGAUGGUGCUGUGCGGCAGGAAGAUCAGGGGCUCGAGCGUGGUGGUGAAGAUGUCGUUCGAUAAUAAUCGGCUGGAGAUCGCCGACGUGCCGAAGGAUCGGUCGGUGCAGGAGAUUUUUCAGGAGCUGUCGAAGGUGAUCGGUAGCGGGCUGCAGGAGGUGUUCUUCGUCAAUUCCAGGACGGAUAAGCAUUGCAGGAAUUGCAUUUUGGUGUAUAAUACGCACAAGAACGCGCUGGAGGCGAGGAAGAAAAUGUUCAAUGGGUUUAGUUUGUUUGAAGAACUGUAUGAAGAAAUAAUAAAAAUCAUUAAACCGAAGCACAUUUUGAACAUAUUUCUGCAAUCGGGGAUCGGACACAUAACGUUCGAAAACGAAACAGUCGCCUACAAUUCCUUCAAGCUGUUAGAAAAAUAUGAAAUUUCCGGCGUUCGCAUGAAGCUCUCUUUUACCAAAUUUUACGAGAAAUUACCGAACUUCGAUAACUCCACAUCAAUCAGCGAGUCAUCAGAUUAUUCCGGCAAUCAGUUCACAGAAGAAUCUACCAACGAUUUACCAAAUCCCAGAAGAUGCGAAAGCGUAAAUAUUCCACAAAACACCCACAUAAACUUCACUAAACAAUUCUUUUUCCAGAAUUUCGACGACUAUCCAGACUCAACCUCAGCAAACUCGUACAAUCCCAACACCGUUCCCGUCGCACCUCUCGUCAGCUGGCAACAGCCUGUAAUGCGAAACUUGUCUAGCACUCCUGCAAUCACGGUGCACCAAGAUGCGCCCAGGCAGAUCAUUGGCAGAAAUUCCGCCCCUACAAUUAACGCUCCCGAGAUGUAUCAAAUUUGCGGUGUGCCAUACUCGGCGUCGAAUGAACCUUGGAUGAAUCAAUACUAUCGGCAGAAUCAAUUUGUUGAGCAACCGAUCAGGAUGAUCCACAUGAACUCCAAUCUGUACCCAGUACCGGUGAGUUUUAUCCAAAUGACUCAAGAUUUUUGCCAACAUUUCUACUACCAACCUUAA
Messenger RNA from Phyllotreta striolata, 2715 nucleotides. The record is from the annotation of a GenBank genome assembly. Lineage: Eukaryota; Metazoa; Arthropoda; Insecta; Coleoptera; Chrysomelidae.